Molecule: messenger RNA, 998 nt
Organism: Sesamum indicum (sesame)
Lineage: Eukaryota; Viridiplantae; Streptophyta; Magnoliopsida; Lamiales; Pedaliaceae
Biological process (GO): shoot system development; root development
Source: RefSeq, a predicted model, not a curated record
UAUAGCAGAGCGAUGGCUUCAACCAUUUCAACAUCUUCCUCAAUACACAGUAGUCUACAUUCACUCCAAAAGAGUUGAUUUUGAUAGAAAAAGAUGGCUGCUUUCCACUCUCGAUCAAACAGUUUCCCAUCUCCGUCUCAUCCAGUAAUGGACGUUGUCGAAGAGCAUCUGUGCAGGCUAAAGUCAUCAGAAGCCGCAUCAACAUCAGCCACUUCUAUAUGCACAAACUUGGCUAGCCUCAGAGAUUUGCAUGAAGGCAUUAACAGUCUGAUUCAGAUGGCCUCAGUGCAGCAAGCCCUCUCCAAUGAGCAAGACGAGAAUUGGAUAAAUGAGUUGCUGGAGGGAUCUCUCAGGCUUGUCGAUCUUUGUGGAUUUUCUAGAGAUGUUGUGUGCUUAACCAAGGAAUGUGUUCAAGAUCUUGAAUCAUCUAUUCGGAGGCAUAAAGGUGAAACAACCAAAACGAUCGACAUGAAUGUUUAUGUGGCCUCCAGAAAGAAGAUUGAUAAAAUGGUCAACAAGUGCAUCAAGAAUUUGAAAGGCUUCAAUGAAAACUCUACAGCACUCCUUGACAAGGACUAUGAUCUUAAAGCCAUUGGGACGAUGCUGAAAGAGACAGAAGCCCUUGCUUUUUCGAUCUUAAAGUGUGUACUAAUACUCAUGGCUGGGAAAAAGGAAAGAUCAAAGCAAAGAAGUUGGUCAUUGCUUUCCAAGUUCACUCAGACGAGCCGCGUACAUUCUGAGGUCCAGGAAGAAGCUGUUGCAGAGAACUUGUGUUCCUUCGACAUCUUCAAGUCACUAAAAAGCAUGGACAACAUUGCUUUGCAAAACAAGUUGAAAGCAUCAGAAAUGACCAUCGAGAAACUUGAAGAGGAAUUAGAAGCCUUAUUUAGGAGUCUGGUCAAGACUAGAGUUUCUCUUCUUAAUGUGCUUAGCCACUAGCCUCUUUGGCUUGUGUUAAUUUUGACCACAUCAUGCAAUUGUCCAUAUACUUCUGUAAA